Tarenaya hassleriana is the source of this 2757-nucleotide messenger RNA. Its product is annotated as transcription factor bHLH143. NCBI's taxonomy places the organism in Eukaryota, Viridiplantae, Streptophyta, Magnoliopsida, Brassicales, Cleomaceae. Gene Ontology annotation, molecular function: protein dimerization activity. The record is from RefSeq and is a predicted model, not a curated record. The transcript is spliced from 4 exons. Bases 948 to 1907 code for a protein of 319 amino acids.
UUUCCCAAAAAUUCGACGGUGCAGUAAUUCAUUCUUUGCUCGGUGGUCGCUUUCUCUCCUCUUAUCCGUUGGGCUUUUGCGUGGAUUCAUCUCCCAAAAUCUAUCGUCUUUCUCUGGAUCUGAGCGAGAAAUCUUCCUCUGUCUCGUCCCUAAACGUUUGGGUGGUAGAAUACGCUAAGUUGGAGAGGCUGAGCACAAAGGCAGGGGGGAACAGCAUGUGUUGGUUCACUCUUUCUGUUGAUGUGUACCGCAAAGUCGUGCGCUUGAAUCUUUAUUGCCGAGUGAUUCUGUAAACCGUUGUUCUUUCAUUGAAUCCAAUCCCUCAACUUUUCUUCUCUUUCUUCAGCCUUUUUCUCGAGUUUCUUGCCACACUGUCCAUGGGAUCCCUACACUUUUUCUUCUUCUGUUGUGAUCAGUAUAGGAUCAGCUAAAGGAUUCGUCGCAGAAAGCUUUUUUUCGAACCCGAGUCUUCUCCUUUAGCUCUCUCUCUUGUCUUCUUUUGUUUCCUUCCACUGCUUAAGCUCUCUCCUUCUACCUGUCAUCAUUCUUAGGUCUGUCUCGUCAUAUUUUAGGAUAUUCGUCUUCUGUAACUUUUAUACAAGAGUUUUGGCGGAGUUAUGGUGUGCCAAGCAGCUGGUCAGACAAGAUUUCGAGCAUUGAAGUACGAGAACGGUGACGCCGGAAAACCAACAAUUGUAGUCAGAGUUAUUGCAUGCUUUCAACCAAUGGAUAAUUGCCAGGCUGAGUACUUCCGUCAUCUUCUCAAACCAGUCACGUAGAUCGUUUGAAAGGCCACGUUGUGUUUUCAAGCUGGGAUUUCUGUUUGUCUUGUUUUUGUUUUUCACUAUUGUCUCAAAGUAAACGAGAAGCAUUGCACGAAGCGGAUUGAGCAACAUCCAUAAUCGCUUUGUAUUCUUUAAUUUUCCCUUGGCAUAAACUGCAAGAGCAUGCCUCUUGAUAUCAAGAAACCAGGAUGUUUGCCUUCGGGCAUUAUCCCUCAAGCUUUCUUUGAGGAUAUAGCUGCCGGGUUUACCCGUCCUGCUAUUCCUGUUCCCGAGCUUGAGAAAGUCUAUGAAGCUGAGCGUCAGGCUCGCUAUUUUCAGCCACCAUUCCAAGCUUUAUUUCCAAGCCAUGGCCAUCGAGCCCGUGAAAACCAGUUCUCAUGUUUCCACGGAUCUUCUGGAUUUGCCGCUGCACCGAAUGAGGGGUUGAAUUCUCCUCAAAAAAAACUUCUGAUAUUCGAUCAGUCAGGAAACCAGACUCGUUUGUUACGAUGUACAGCACUUCCUGUUCAGUAUCCAUCUGCUGUUGCUGGAGAACCCGGUAAACUUCCCGGUUUACACGAUCUGGAGAAAGGGUUCAGAAAAGAUAGUUUUAUCCCGGGCAAGUUUCUUUCGGGUGAAGAUACUGAUGAGAACCAUGUAAAUGGUGAAGAGUCUGAAAUGCAUGAAGACACUGAGGAAAUCAAUGCACUGCUGUAUUCAGACGAGGAUGAUUAUGACGAUGAUUGUGAGAGUGAUGAUGAAGUAAUGAGCACUGGUCACUCUCCUUCCCCCGUCGAAGAAGUGUGCAACAGAACAGAACUGUGCAACAGAACAGAACUCGGGGAAACCAAUAGCAAUGAUGGUCCUCGUAAAAGGCAGAAACUGCUGGAUGGUGGAUACAAAAGAUUGGCAAAGGACGAUAAUCUUCCCGAAACAAGCAGCGGCUCGAGCAAAGAGGGAAUGGGCUCUGGUCUGAGCAACGAGCAGUCGAAGAAAGACAAAAUCCGGACUGCCCUGAAAAUACUCGAGAGCGUAGUCCCCGGUGCAAAGGGAAAGGAAGCCCUCUGGCUUCUGGAUGAAGCCAUUGAUUACCUCAAGGCACUGAAGCAAAAUGUGAAACCUUUAGGGGUUAACCACUGUUAAAAACCCCCUCCUUCAUAAGCAUGCUGGUUAAAGUGUGGACAAGGAACAGAAGCUAAUGAAUAAGAAGGCCUGAAGAUUCUCCGGAUCAAGAUUUCGAUUAACGUGGGUUUUGAAAUAAUUAACACUAUCUGGUCAAUGUGGGGUCGGAUCCCCCUGCCCUUUCCUGUCUUUCAAGAGCUAUAUAGCUGUACAUAGUGGACUACUUUGAGCAUGCUGAACAGUAGUAAAAAGAAAAGAAAGGAGGUCACUUUCUGGGCUUGAAGUGGAAGAAAGGUGAGAGAAGAACAGGUCGUCGUCUUCAUCGAUCGUCAAUGAUUAUAGUUUUGGAUUUUUUUGUGUGUGAUAUGGUGUGCCACAAAAAGUGAAGAAGGUGGUGAGGAGGAAAAAAGGGCAAAUCAAUAUGAAUGCGCAUGCCCACCACCACCACACCAUCUCUUCUCUCAUUAGGUAAAAUCACUGUCCCCACCUUUUGUCUCCUCUGCUUUCUGUUCAUUCUCUCUGUUGGGUUUUCAUCAUUUCUCCCCAUCUGCAUCAAUCUCUUCUUCCUCCUCCUUUGGCUCUGAAAGCUCAUCUCUUGCUUUGAUGGAGACAGGCCCUCCUCUUCUUGUGAUGGGGUCCAUGCUGUGUCUUGAAUCAUUGAGGUCAUAGUUCUUGUAAAACUACUAAUCAGUGUAAUAAUGGAAUUGGGAACCUCUUCUGUCUCUUGCUUAGUCCCCUCUUCCCCCCAUGUGUUCCGGUCGGUUGUCCUUCUCUCUGUCCUGUUGUUUAUGUUGUGUCCUGUCCUCUAUGUUUCAUUUCUUGGAUUGUAACAAGUUUGAUCAUAUUAUAUAAUGGGUGUGUCUUUGAAAUU